This is a messenger RNA of Arabidopsis arenosa, 540 nucleotides long. NCBI's taxonomy places the organism in Eukaryota, Viridiplantae, Streptophyta, Magnoliopsida, Brassicales, Brassicaceae. The record is from the annotation of a GenBank genome assembly.
ACUCAAAUCUUCAUCGCUUAGAUCUUUCUUUAAAAACAAAUCAGAAUUUUCUUAAGAGUCAAGAAAAUUUCAAGAACCUAAUCGAUAAUGAUCUCAGUGGUGAUUAUUACUGAGCUACUAGUAGAGUACACGGCGGCUCUAGCCAAACUCACCGCCGGGAUUCUUCCACGGCGUACCGGCGAUAGAACUUCCGUACGGAUCGGCGGUUUUCUCCUUCCUUCACCUUCUUCGACGUCGAUGAUUCCUGACUUCUCUUCUCAUCUUGUUGAUUUCUGAUUUUGUCAACUUUUUUUGGCUUAUUUCCUCAGUUUUUGACUUGAGAUUUGCGUCCUCUCUUCUAUGAUCUAAUCGAUGAGAAGCGACUGAGAUUUUUACCGAGUGUCUCGUCGUCUUAAAUCGCGUUUUCUUGAAUCGCAUAGAGCUUUGUAAAAUCUGUAUAUAAUUUAUAUUUAGAGAGAUGGUUGGUGGUUUUGAAGAACUAAUAAGUUUACUCGAGCUUUUUUUGUUUCCAUGUAAUUUGAAUUAAUUUUUAUAGUUCUU